GAGUUGGAAAGAGACGCUGGCAGUGGGUCCCUGGCGUUGUGGCAAUCCAUCCCUCCGGAACUGCACGGCCAUGGUCGCCGCCGCCGCCGCCGCCACCACCAUCUCGGACUGAGACCUCCCCAAAACCCUAGCCAACCAUACCCCGUCCGAUGGCGUUCCUGCCCCUCCCCCCGCCGGCCCCGGCCCGCUCCGCCGCCACGCCAGCCGUCUCCGCGCGCCACCACGGGGGGCGCACGGCCCCGGAGCUCUCGGGCCCCACCCCGCGCGUCGUCGUCGUCACGUCCGGCAAGGGCGGCGUCGGCAAGACCACCACAACCGCCAACCUCGCUGCCUCCCUCGCGCGCCUCUCCCUCCCUGCCGUCGCCGUCGACGCCGACGCCGGCCUCCGCAACCUCGACCUCCUGCUCGGCCUCGAGAACCGCGUACACCUCACCGCCGCCGACGUCCUCGCCGGGGACUGCCGCCUCGACCAGGCGCUCGUCCGACACCGCGCGCUACAGGACCUACACCUCCUCUGCCUCUCCAAGCCACGCUCCAAGCUGCCGCUAGCCUUCGGAUCCAAGACCCUCACCUGGGUAGCCGACGCGCUACGCCGCGCGCCCAACCCGCCCGCGUUCAUCCUCAUUGACUGCCCCGCAGGUGUUGAUGCUGGGUUUGUCACUGCGAUUGCCCCUGCGGAAGAAGCUGUACUCGUUACUACCCCUGACAUUACGGCUCUCCGUGAUGCUGACCGUGUCGCGGGACUGUUGGAGUGCGACGGCAUCAAAGACAUCAAGAUCAUUGUGAACCGAGUGCGACCUGACCUGGUGAAAGGGGAGGACAUGAUGUCAGCGCUUGAUGUGCAAGAAAUGCUGGGGUUGCCCUUGCUAGGUGUGGUGCCAGAGGACGCGGAGGUGAUCCGCAGUACGAAUAGGGGUGUGCCACUGGUUCUCAAUGACCCGCCUACACCUGCUGGCCUUGCUCUGGAGCAGGCCACCUGGCGAUUGGUAGAAAGAGAUGCGAUGACAGCAGUCAUGGUUGAGGAGCAGGAGAGGCCCAAGAAGAAAGGCGGCUUCUUUUCAUUCUUUAGUAGGAUAAUCACAGUUGUAUGGACACCAUGAGGAACUUUAACUGUAUGCGUGUUUUGUGGGCUUGUUGCAAAUGGAGUGCGUACGGCGAGAUGACGCAGAUGGCAAGGCGCUGUGCCUAGCUGAUG
Molecule: messenger RNA, 1195 nt
Organism: Panicum hallii
Lineage: Eukaryota; Viridiplantae; Streptophyta; Magnoliopsida; Poales; Poaceae
Product: putative septum site-determining protein minD homolog, chloroplastic
Exons: 3
Coding region: 150-1100 (316 amino acids)
Biological process (GO): negative regulation of cell division
Cellular component (GO): cytosol; cytoplasmic side of plasma membrane
Molecular function (GO): ATP hydrolysis activity; ATP binding
Source: RefSeq, a predicted model, not a curated record